GCAAAGGGGGCGUGGCUUGUUCUUAUUUUAAAUUCCCAGACACAUUUUCCUGCUGCGAGGUGAUUGAUGCUGGCGCGCAGUCUGAGGUAAAGUUCAAACAACAUGUAAUGUCAACAUCACCGACCUGCGAAAUCAAAACAUCUUUCUUGCAAGUGCUUUGCAUUAAAAUGCCAUUAAAUUACCUGCUUGUUAACCUAUCAAUAUAAAGCGUUUCGUUAGCUAGCUUACACUGGGCGCGGUCUAAGGGGGAUUAAAAAAAUAAAAUAAAUAAAAAAGCGUCGUAUUUGUUGUUUUAUAUCAUGUGAAAUUCAGGUUAAGCGACGCUGAACUUGCAGGGGACCAUGAACGGCUGGCAGAAACAGUUGAAGUACGAGCUCCUGGCAGAGGUGGGAGCUGGCUCCUUCGGGAAGGUUUAUAAAGCCCGAGAGCUGGGGGACUCGCAGCGGCUCCUGGCGGUCAAGAAGUUCAACCUGCGCUGCGACGCAGACAACGGCAUCCCCGCCUUCAUGAUCCGCGAGGUGGCGCUGCUGCGCAAGAUGGGCUUCUUCAACCACCCCAACAUAGUCAAGCUUUUGGAUGCAUCUGCUGUACCAGUGGGCUCGGCCCUGGACCUCACGUUGGUGUUGGAAUACAUCGAUCAGGACCUGUCCACCUACCUCUCCAAGGUUCCUGCUCCAGGACUGAGCCACGACUGCAUAAAGGAUGUGAUGCUGCAGUUGCUGCGCGGGCUGGACUUCUUACACACGAACCUGGUGCUGCACCGUGACCUGAAACCACAGAACGUCCUGGUCAGCAGCUGUGGAGAAGUCAAGAUUGCAGACUUUGGACUAGCACGCAUCCAUACCUUCAACAUCGCUCUGACUCCAGGUGUGGUGACGCUUUGGUAUCGAGCUCCUGAGGUGCUGCUGAAUUCUGUUUACUGUUCAUCUGUGGACAUGUGGAGCGCCGGCUGCAUCUUCGCUGAGCUCUUCCUCCUGAAACCGUUGUUUAAGGGAUACACGGAGGUGGAGCAACUGCAAAAAAUCUUUGAGGUGAUCGGUUUGCCCAGUAAGGAGGACUGGCCUCGGGACACCCCCGUCUCGUACUCGGAGAGCUGGGGGCCGAGAAAAUCCUGCACCGAGCAGAUGCCCAGCCUGGGCCCAGACGAGAACAACCUGCUUUCUCAAUGCCUGAUAUUCAGCGCCAGCCGUCGCAUAUCUGCUGCUGAAGCCCUCGCUCACCCUUUCUUUGGAAAGCCGUAAAGAUGACUGAGGAGCGCGAAGAGGAAGAAUCCCGCCGCUGAGUGUCGCACCAAAAAGAAUCCUAU
Molecule: messenger RNA, 1306 nt
Organism: Cololabis saira (Pacific saury)
Lineage: Eukaryota; Metazoa; Chordata; Actinopteri; Beloniformes; Belonidae
Gene: cdk21
Product: cyclin-dependent kinase 21
Exons: 7
Coding region: 342-1241 (299 amino acids)
Biological process (GO): regulation of gene expression; regulation of G2/M transition of mitotic cell cycle; protein phosphorylation
Cellular component (GO): nucleus; cyclin-dependent protein kinase holoenzyme complex; cytoplasm
Molecular function (GO): cyclin binding; ATP binding; cyclin-dependent protein serine/threonine kinase activity
Source: RefSeq, a predicted model, not a curated record